Macrobrachium nipponense is the source of this 9093-nucleotide messenger RNA. RefSeq names its product vascular endothelial growth factor receptor 1-like. NCBI's taxonomy places the organism in Eukaryota, Metazoa, Arthropoda, Malacostraca, Decapoda, Palaemonidae. Gene Ontology annotation, molecular function: ATP binding; transmembrane receptor protein tyrosine kinase activity. Gene Ontology annotation, biological process: positive regulation of kinase activity; protein phosphorylation; multicellular organism development. Bases 108 to 3794 code for a protein of 1228 amino acids. Gene Ontology annotation, cellular component: signaling receptor complex; plasma membrane. The record is from RefSeq and is a predicted model, not a curated record. The transcript is spliced from 21 exons.
GUGAACCGGAGGACAGAGUGCAGCGGUGUUGUUUUGAAGUGCAUUCUGUUCAAUGCGCAACAGAAUCCAAAGAUUUCCGCCUUUUCUUCUUCUUCUCAACGGCACGAAUGGCCAGAGGCACGAACCUCCUUUUCAUCGUCCUCGCCUUUUCAGCCCUUUGCCAAGUCUCCAAGGCACGUCAAGUCUCACCGUGCGACGGGACACAAGAGCUGUUUGGAGACGUUAACUUAACCAAGGCUUUUGAGGAGUCUGACCUCGUCGCUCUUGGUAGCUGUAGCUGGAAUAAUACCCACCAUGUAUUCAAGACUUAUAGACCUUAUAAUUACAAGGACGUCGAAGUUCCGAAAGAAAUUGUCAUUGAUGGGUACAAUUGCUCCCACAACGUUGCCAUUUUCUUGACCAAGACGCAGGAGUCAUCAUUCAAGCUGUACAGUCAGAACGACGAGGAAGUGAAGCCCUUGAAAUUAAAUUUGACUCAACCAUUCUUGAACUGUGUCAACUACCUUUCUCUUGAAGACCAAGAACCUCAAAUAGUAGUCGAGAACCACCUACAGAAGGCCUGGGGCAGUCCAGAAGGCAAGUAUUACUUCGAGAAUGGAACAAAUGUCACCCUGCAAUGUAAUGGUAGGACUCAGAUCCUUAAGAGUAACUCAAAAUGGUUCGAUCCAAGCGGCCAAUUACAGAGUGCGAUUGAUCUAAAAGGUAGAUUCGAAGCUCAGGAGGAAGGAAACUACACGUGUGGAUUUUACAUGGACGAUAGGAAGUCCAGGCUGGCUUCAGUAGUCUUGGAGGCUCUAGGAGAGAACUUCAUUAUGCUAGAGCUGGCUGCGGAUAAUUCAACCCUGGAAGUACAUGAUCAAGGUGACGACACUGAGGAGAUGGAGUGGCGCAUCAAUUUUCUGGCAUACCCCAAGAACAUCACCUUUAGUUGGGAACAUAAAGGAAGGGCUCUAAGCUUCAACUGCAGCAAAGUAGAGGAAGGCAAACGCCAUGUAGAAUGUGACUACCAGAAAGGGACACUGACUCUGAAACUCAAAAGACCCUCAGUGCUGGAAGCCGGAACCCACUCUCUCAUGGUCAGCGUCUGGAAGAAUGGAACAUCACUCCGUCAAAAGACUCUCCAGAGACGUCUAGUAGUAUGGGAUCAUGAAUUGGACGUCAACCUCUCACUUGAAACCCUAGAGGGCAAGGAUAUUCCUAAGGACCACAUCCUGGAGAAGGAUCAGCAGUUCCAUCUAAAGUGCUAUGUGACUGGACAUCCAGUUUCAGAUGUUCUCCUGGAGUUCCGGUCAUGUGAUUCACUGGAAAAUUGUUCCUCUCCUAAUCUGGUUAAUGGCAAGGUUGUGAUGAAGAGUUCAAACCUAACAUCAACAGUUGGGCCAAAGCUCAGGAUUUGGCAGGAAUCUGCUAAAGUCCAAGGAAUUUACCAGUGUCUUGGAACAAAUCGAAGCGGAGAAAAAUUUUUAAGCAAUCAUGUCAUACUAGCAAUUUCAGAUUGUGGUCAAAUGACCCCUAUAUCCAUUGAGGCUAAGAUAAAUGUGGAAGAAUCUGAGCAACCGGUAUAUGUCAACAGCUCCUCUCCAGUCAUCUCAGUUAUCAUAGGAGAUGAUGUCACACUCAGAUGUAGGAAAAAUAAAAUGUCAAAGUUAACAGAUAAGCUCGAGUGGAUUUCCCAGGAUUUCAGUUUUGAUCAAGAGAACAUCACCAGAGAGCAAGAAGAAUUUUCAGAAGUCCUGGUGUGGAAAUUGGAUCCUGACCUUCUUAAGUACAAUGGCACAAUAAUCAGCUGUGGGUCUGGCGGCAAGAGGCAAAUAAUUGUCAAAGAGGCCAAGGCACCACAUUUUGUGAAACAUGAGUCUUUCAAAAGCACUGUUGAACGCAUCGGGAGCCUAACACCUAGGACUACUGUGAAUUUCUCUUGCAAAGCAACCGGAGUUCCAAAUCCCAUCAUCAAUUGGACAAAGGAUGACACGCCACUUAAGAAUAACCCACCACAUGUCACUAUUGAGGGAUCAACACUAAAACUUUAUCUGAUCGAUGAAAGGGAUUCUGGUGUAUACAAGUGCAGUGUAUCUAACAGAGCUGGCUCAGAGCAUGACUCUGUAAAACUCACUGUGGACACGGGACAUCAGCCCUCUGCCUGGAUCUUCAUUAUAAGUAUUUGCUUAUGCUUCAUGGUCCUUGUCUUAGGGAGUGUCGCUUACAACAUCAGGAAAAAGAGAAAAAGAAGUAUCUUUAUGAUAGAAGAGGUGGAACAAUUCAUCAGUGGCGCACCAGGACGAUUCAACCCUGAGCUGGGCUUCAGCCAGCAAGCCCAUCUCUUGCCAUAUGAAAGAAAAUUUGAGAUUGCAAGGCAACGCAUUGAGUUUGGAAAGCUCAUAGGUGAGGGUGAGUUUGGACAUGUGUUUCAAGCAAAGGUGGAUGGUCUCCUACCAAAUGAGAGGCAAACAACAGUGGCAGUGAAGACAUCCAAGUCUCGCUCAAAUGAUGUGUUCAGGAAGGAGCUCAUUGCUGAAGUCAAAAUCAUGAUGCAUAUUGGCAGACACGCCAAUAUCCUUAACUUGCUUGGAGUUUGCUCAGAAAAUCUGGCAACAAAAGGAGAGCUUCUGGUUUUAGUCGAGUACUGUCGCCAUGGCAACCUCCGAGAUUACCUAGUUCGUCACAGAAAGAACUUUGUGCAGGAUAGGGAUGCAUCCAGCCACUGCAGCCAUUCUUACGGGAAAGCAGCAUCAACUGUAUAUGCAGAAUUGAGGAAAGAUGAUGGCCUUUCUUCUCAAGACACGUCAUCAGUGGUUGAAAGUCGCAUUAACAAAGAACGUUCCCUCGAUUCAUCGUCAGCCAUCAUAGCCUCAACGCUGAACACUGUAGAACUAAGUAUUCAGGAACCUUCUAACCCCUUGUUCAUCUCCGGAGCCGCUGACCCUGCCCCUUCAAUAUACUCAGAUGGGAUGACCCAGGAGAACCUCGCUCCAGCUGACCUUGUAUCUUGGUCAUAUCAGAUAGCGAAGGGGAUGGAGUAUCUUUCGCUGAGGAAGGUGGUUCAUGGGGACUUGGCCGCUCGCAACAUCCUCUUGGACGAGAGUUAUACUGUCAAGAUCAGUGACUUUGGAUUUGCCAAAGAUGUUUAUCACAAGAACUAUAAAAAGAAAGGACAGACAUCGUGCCUGAUGCCUGUGAAAUGGAUGUCACCUGAAUAUCUGAAGGACGAAAUCCGGUCAAUCCAAAGUGACGUCUGGGCUUAUGGGGUCCUUUUGUGGGAGAUCUUCAGCCUUGGGGAGUCACCUUAUCAGGGUUUCUUCCUUGAUGAAACAUUCGUGGAGAAGAUCGAGAAGGGCUACAGACUUCCAUGUCCCAAAUACUCACCUGAAAAGGUGUACAAAAUGAUGCUUGACUGCUGGCAAAUAGAGCCAAUGGAUCGGCCUCCAUUUUCAGAUUUGGUGAAGAGGAUGAUUCGUCUGCUAAGUUCCAGAGAAAGAGAGUACUUUGAAAGCAUGAACCAGCCAUACGACGAGCAAAUAAUGAGCACCUUCCUGGCAUCCCUCAUCACACCAAACUAUGUCAAUUUGACGAGCACCCAGAAGAGAAACCCAGCAGUAGAUCUAGACCCUGAGGUCUUAAGUGUGACUUACACUCAUGUGUCUGCUCCUCAGACAUGCUCACCUAUGACAAAGCGUACCAACUUGAGCAUCGCAAGCAUUAGCCUCAGCAGUGACUCUAACGGAGAAGAUGACGAGAGAGGAGAUGGUUAUCUGUGCAUGAAUCCAGUUAACAAGGGGAAUGUGGCGCCAAACUGAAAAAUUCUCUUGCCAGUUGUGCCAGAAGUCUUGAUAUCCCUGCCAAGGAUAAGGUUUGCGUCAGUUUCCAGACAGGUUUUUCCAGCUUUUAUUAGAAAUGUCUUUUUAUUGAGCUUUUGUAAACCCACCGAACUUCACAGGUAAAUUUCCAGAUAAUUCUACUUACAGAGGUUAUUAAAGGAUGUCCUAUGAAUUGAAGGAACUUAACUGUAUACUAAGGAAAGAAGUCCUUAAUUUUCUGUUAGCAAACAUUGGACAUUAUGUAUGAGGUUAUAGAGGUAGCUCUUUGCUUAACAUAGUUUUUGUCAAUCUUGUCUUGCAAAGAUAUCUACUACCUCUUGGAGAACUAUUGUUCUGAGAUUCAAUGUGUUUUCCAUCGUUCACAUUUACAGUAGACAAGAGUUCCUCUUUAUAGAAAACAAGCAAAAUCUUAUAAGUAGAAAAGGUCUCUAUCUUUCUUUUAGAGGAAAAUUAUUGAUUGUUCACUCUACUAACUUUCAAAUACAUAUUGCAAAAUCCCUCCAUGCAUAUAUGAAAGUCAGAGUAUCAUAUGUUGGAGAAGAGCUUGGUGAGUUUGCUGUAAGCUGUGUGGUCAAGCAGGUUUAUGUGGUAGUACCAGCCAUCUUUAAUGUUUAUUAUUCCUGCAUGUGCUCUGAUACAUAUGAAAAGUGAGGUUGUAGCCUUUUGCGAUUGAGAAUGAGUGUGUGAUUAUUUUAUAUCAAAAGUUUCAUGGCAAGGCAAAAGUCGCUGAUUUCCUAAAUAGAAAUUUGCCUUGUCCUCAUGAUAUUGUAGUAUGCCAUAUCAUGGUAUAUCAUAAUUUUUCACAAGAUGCAAAAUUUUUGGCCUUAUUCUCACUUUGACUAAAGUAUUGCCAGACAGAAAGUUGCAGACCAAAAAAUGCAUUUUCACCUGAGUGGUGAGUUGAUUAGAUUAUAAAUUAUGGUAUAUUUUGCAGUUUAGUUUGGAUGAAGAAAUGUAAACGAUAAAUAAUAGUGUUGUAACAGGAGUUUACCCUUGACUGAAUAGAGAUGGGUCUUCUUGUUAUCCUGUUAUCCUGUUUUUGUUAUGAUACUGAUAUCCUGCUGUACCAGCGGUUUUACCUUUUCAUUUUUCAAACAAAAUACCUUCUGGCGAAAUUCACACAUAAAAUAUAUCACAAUUUUUUUUAAAGUAAAUUGUAUUUUUCCUAACUAUAAAAACCUGAGGUCCUUUACAUUAGGAAUUACUUUACGACAAAGCUGGGACACGGCCAUUAAAACUCUAAAACAAGGUAGUUAGGCAGUAUAACUACCAUCCAGUAGGCAGGGAGACCUGUCUUCCCGGAUGUAAACACUACUUUGCCUUUCAGCCCAGGUUUCAGAUUAUGUGUGACAUGAGGUGGGCAUUAAUGUAAAGUACGCCAGGUUUGUAUAAUUAAGAAAAAUACAAUUUACUUUAAAAAAUUGUGAUUUGUUCCCACACAUUAUACAAACCCUCUGUCCUUUACAUUAGGAAGACUCACUUACUGGUGGGAGGAAUGUGAGUGAGUCUCUAGAACUGACUGGAGUUCAGCACAACUGGGGUAUUCCUCCUGGUCGAAAGAGCAAGAUGAAGAGUUAGACUUCUGGGCCUUUUUGAAAUGAGUGAGGAAUCUUAACUCAUCUGAAAAAAGGCUGGAAAGAAUAUUAAGAGUCUGAGGCAUUCAUGCAAAGAUCCGAGAAGAGUUUACCUUAUUGCCAGUCUCCUUCCUCCCCUUGCUAGUGGAAGGAGCAGGAUUGCUUCUAUGCUUCUGAUAACAAAAAUAGAAAGGAAACUCAAUGUAUAGGCUUACUGCAUCAAAAGCCCAACCAGCAAGUGUAAUUUUGAGUCUUAUCCUCAAUCCGAAGGGGGAGAGGCCAGUCACCCUCGCAUCCUUCUCACCUCUAGAACUGCACACCAUAGGCGAGAUGUAACUUGUCCUAUUGAAGGAGUGGGACAAGUUCGCUCAGACACAGCCGAGCACUCAAUUCGGCUGAGCUGAAUCAAGUGAGCUGUCCAGAUCACAACAAUGCAACUCUGAGUGGUAAUCGUCAGCUAAAGAUUAAUGCUUCCUCCCUCAUGCAUUCCUUCGACACCAAAGGGACUAUUCAUCUGCUGCCCUAAGUGCUUGGACCUUAAGGUCCGAGACACAAGGAUGGAACCUGACCACACACUUAAGAAAGUGUUAACUGGCAGUGUCAACACAGCUAAGUGUCUCGGCAAUUAUCAUUUUCUCACACGAGACUGGAGAGAGAACUCCCCUGUACUAGUAGACUUCUCUCACCCCCUGAGCACUUGUGAUUCCAAAGAAUUCGAGCGUUCAGCAAGUGUCAGAAUUACCAAGUAAUUCAAGCGCUCGGCAAGAAUGCCAAAUCCCAUAAGGAUAGUCAUCAGGAGCGCAUCUCUUGCCCUUCAAGCACUCAUGAUUCUAAGAAUGCAAGCGCUUGGCCAGGCUCCUGAAUUUCGUAAGAUCAAUCAUCAGGAUUCUCUAGUCUCACCUGAGUACUCUGAAAUCACAAGAAACCAAGCGCUCAGCAAGCACCUGAAAUUCCAAGGAAUUCAAGCUCGUGUUGAGACUCCUGAAUCUCGUAAGAACAAUCAUUGGGAGUGCCUUGUUUCGCCCAAGUGCUCGGAGUUACAAGAAACCAAGCACUCGGCAAGCACCUGAAAUUCCAAGGAAUUCAAGCGCUCAGCAAGACUACCGAAUUUUGUAAGAACAAUCAUCAGGAGUCUCCUGUCUUGCCCGAAUUCUUGGAAUUACAAGAACCUAAGUACUCGGCAAGUGAGACUACUGAAGCUCUCAAGACAAUCAUCGGGAGUAGUCCUCUCUUGACAUCCGAAGAAGUCGAGGGAGAACAGACACAGAACCAUUCUUAGAUGCAGGCAGCUAACAAUUGGAUCAAGAGUGUGAUUCAACAAAACAUGCACUCGAAGCUCCCAACACGCAAGACCCCUUAGGAGAAUGCAGGAAGAACCACAGAAAGAACACUGCCUCCUUGGAGAGAGGUAUUCCCUUAGAAGAUCUGUAGGACUUUCAAAGGCAACCUCUAUCUCAUUUCUCCAGUUGUUCGAAUUCUCAGAAUCAGGACACCAGGUGGGAACCUGCCAAGCACUGGCAAUUACUCAGCGAGUGCUAGAAGUAGUAUUAUUAAGGGGAGACAAGACACGUGAAUGUCUCUCCCUUUCUCUCACCCUUUGCCUGAACUGGGAUAGAGAGAGUACUCUCUGUCAACAGCUCAGGAUGCUCGGGAUUCAUUAGAAACGAGCACUUGAAAAGACUUGUGAACCAGAGCCCAACACAGAACCAGUUUUAAGGCGGAACCUCUAGAACUGAUGAUGGGAAUUCAAACCAUAGCUUGCGCUACCACAGCUCCUGAAACACAAGGGGGUAUGUGAAUCAGUUUCCAAACCUGAAGAUUUGGCCAUUUCCUCCUCAGGAGGAGGCAGUCCAUUAAAAAUCCUGUUGGAGGACUUCUCAAGGGGGAGGGACCUCCUGGAGCUUCAAAACAGGAAGGGAAGAAAGGGAGCAGAGGAUGAUCAGACAUUAGCAGCCAUUGAGGCAGGAAUCACAGGGGAGCUGGGAGUAGAAGCUGCCCCAUGAUAAUUCGUCAGGGCAACAGAACCAAUCUAACAUGCAGCACAACAGGGGAACAACACACACACCACACUAAGGGUAGUACCGUAGCAUUCUAGAGUGUCACAGGUACACUCCAGAGGAGUAGGAUAAUCAACGUGGUGAGAUAUUCAAUCAUUUAAUGCUGUGAACUAUUACUGCUAACAGUCAUCCUGAAGAAAAAAAUAUUAAUAAGAUACUCUUCUCAUUCUGAAGGGUACUGCCCUCCGAAAUAAGUGAAGACCCCUGAGAAUAAGUCACCCAAUCACCAACAUGUGCACCUCCUUAAUAUCAAAGGGUGUGCGGAUGUGAUAAGGGUGUAUGAUAUGGCCUUGUUGCCAAUCCCGAGACACUCUGGGGAAAGGCAACUUUUAAGGCUAUGACGAAAAGUGAGUUUGAAUAUUAAUAAAUAUUAAAUAGGGUUAAAUAUUAAUAUCAAACAGUAUAUUCAAUAAAAAUCAAAAGCAAAGUGGAGUGUUUACAUCCGGGGAGGAAGGUCUUCCCACCUAUUGGACGGUAGUUACUGCCUAACCACCUUGUUCAAGAGAGUUAACGGCCGUGUUCCAGCUUCGCUGUAAAGUAAAUAAUAAUGUAAAGGACCGAGGGUUUGUAUAUAUCAUGUAGGAACAGCUGUGACUUUAUGCUCAUCUGUCUUUGUGUGUUCAACAUGUUUUGCCAAGUGAUGUAGUGACCUACACACGUAUACAUUUUCAUGUGAUUUUGGAUGAUUCCAUAUUGUGAAUGAGGUAUCCAGGUACCACAGUAUAGUGACUACAAUCUUUCAUGAUUAUCAAGUUUAUAUGUUAAUUACUUCAUAAGAUAUGUAUGAUUUUUUCUCAUGCUUUAUGACAAGAUAUGAAAUUGUCACCUUUGAUUGACAAACAGUUCACAGAGAACAGUAAAACAAAUCUUUUUCCCAUUAUAAGCAUUUUAUUAGGAAGGUAUCAAUUUAAAAUCAAUUACAUUAUGUAAAUUUUACAUAUAUUUUAUGGAUCCACAUAUACAGGCAGUCCCCGGGUUACGACGGGGAAUCCGUUCUUGAGACGCGUCGUAAGCCGAAAAUCGUCGUAACCGGAACAUCAUCAAAAAUCCUUAGAAAACCUUACUUUUAAUGCUUUGGGUGCAUUGAAAACUAUGUAAACUGCAUUCUUAUUGCAUUUUUCAUCCAAAAACCUUCAAAUAUUCAUUAUUUUGCCUUUUUGGUGUCAUAUUUCUUCUGCCAGAUCAGCGUUGUAGGCGUCGUAACCCUGGAAAUAAUUUCUGAUGAAUAUAAUUGAAAAGUGCCUUAACUCGGAACGUCGUAAGCCGAACCUGUCGUAACCCAGGGACUGCCUGUAUAUAUACAGUGCUCCCCCCGUAUUUGCGGGGAAUGUGUACCAGACCCCCCGUGAAUAGUUAGAACCCGGGAAUAUUUGGAACCCCAAUAAAAAUGCUUAAAACAGCCUAUUUUGUUAGUUAAAACUCAAGAAAAACCACUAAAAUUUUUCAUACUUGGUUUUUUUAAUAGUUUUAUCACAAAAAGUGCAUUUAAUGAUGAAAUUUAUCAUAAAAAAAACCAGGAAUUUGUGGCUAUUUCUCAUAGAAAAAUACCGCGAAUGCGCAAAUUUUUCGCAAAUAAUGCGGGGAAACGUUUCCCGAGAGAAAUCCGCAAAUGUAUGAGUCCAUGAAUCCGGAGAAUGCGAAUACGGG